AUUAUACACCGUGAUAUCGCUGCAAGAAAUACAUUAAUAGGUAAAAAUAACACGGCAAAAAUCUCCGAUUUCGGUUUGAGUGUACUGGGUGCUCAGAAAAAGGAAAAGACUCUCAAAAAGGUGCCAGUCCGAUACUUGGCUCCGGAGACUUUACAAACUCGAAGUUAUUCGACAAAAACGGAUGUUUGGACUUUUGGCAUCUUUAUGUGGGAGGUAUUCCAUGACGGUAUGACACCAUACGACGAGUUUCCCAACACGGCUGCUAUAAGAAAAUUUGUCCUUGCUGGCAACAGGCUCAACAACGAAUCAGAUCGAUAUCCUGAUUACCUAUGGACCCUGACUCAGGUGCCAGUCCGAUAUUUGGCUCCGGAGACUUUACAAACUCGAAGUUAUUCGACAAAAACGGAUGUUUGGACUUUUGGCAUCUUUAUGUGGGAG
This is a messenger RNA of Ostertagia ostertagi, 438 nucleotides long. The record is from the annotation of a GenBank genome assembly. NCBI's taxonomy places the organism in Eukaryota, Metazoa, Nematoda, Chromadorea, Rhabditida, Trichostrongylidae.